GUUAGAAAAACCAAGUAUGGCAAUGGACUUGAGGCAAGUAGUGGCAGCUAUUCUCACCAUGUCUAUGUUUUUAAUGUUUGGAAAUAUGAUCAAGAAAGACCACAUUGAUCCACUUCUUGUAAUGUCUUUGGACAUCCAGCAGGGUAUGUUGAAAGUUUCAAAGCAUAGCCUUGUUAAACUUGCUGGCUCAAGUGGCCCAUGGAAGGAAGACGAUGAAGCUAUGAGACCUUGCUGGAAAAAGCUAUAUAAAAUGAAAAAGGGAGAGCAAACAAAUGGCUAUAUAUCCCUUUCACUCACUAAAGGUCCUGAAUAUCAUGCUUUGCAGAUUGCCAAUGCAAUUAUGAUAGCCAAGCAUCUUGGAGCAACACUUGUUCUUCCAGACAUAAAAGGUGCCAAAGUGAGCGAGAAGAGGAUAUUUGGAGAAAUUUAUGACCCUCAGAAGUUUACAACAAGCUUAGAUGGUGUCGUCCAAGUAGUUAAGGACCCUAUUAAUCAACAAGUAGGAGAAAAGGUCAUUAUUGUGAAGGUUCCUGAAAGGGUUACGGAAAAAUUCAUUAGUGCACACAUUGAACCUAUACUUAAGAAGAAAAAACAAGUGAGACUCACAAGUCAAUAUCAAUCUUCAAACUUGACAAAGGCAAAAGAAAUUGGUGAUUACUUGAACCCUUAUGGAUGCGUGGCAAUGUUUGGAAGUCUAGAUCUACAGCCACAAUUAAAGGAAUUGGUGGACUCAAUGGUUAGAACACUACGAUUCUUAAGUUGGAAAUCCUCUGCAGGCAAGUUUAUCACUGUGGACGUGAAGGUUGAGGAAUUCAAAAAUAAGUUAAGUUGCCAAAGAAAUGAUACUACAAGUAAAGAAUAUUGUUAUGGUGCUGAAGAGAUUGGUCAAUUCUUGGAGAAGAUUGGUUUUCGAAAAGGCACAACUGUCUAUUUAACUCAAACUGAAUGGCAUGAAAGUCUCCAACCAUUGAGAAAAUAUUUCCCAAAUACCUUUACCAAGGAUGCAGUAAUGCCUAUUGAUCUCAAGGCAAGAUACCUUGAUUCGGGAAAUUUUGAGUAUGAAAAGUUCAUCGACUUCUACCUUUGCAUGCAUAGUGAUGUUUUUGUAGCCACAACUAUGAAUAUGUUCUACAAUAAUGUUGCCGAGAUGAGGAUUGCCUCAGGAAAGACACAGAUUCUUAUUCCUGCUAAAAAAUUGUCAACCUCAGCAGCCGAUUAUCUUUCCCCUCAUAUAUUGAAAAAAAAUCAUAUGGCGUAUUCAUGCUUAUGCAAAAUCUAGGAAGCAAGUUAUUUCAAA
Coffea eugenioides is the source of this 1297-nucleotide messenger RNA. RefSeq names its product protein MANNAN SYNTHESIS-RELATED 1-like. Bases 17 to 1279 code for a protein of 420 amino acids. The transcript is spliced from 6 exons. The record is from RefSeq and is a predicted model, not a curated record. Lineage: Eukaryota; Viridiplantae; Streptophyta; Magnoliopsida; Gentianales; Rubiaceae.